AUGGGGCUGCCACUGGCCCACCUGGUGGCUGCCUGCCUGACCCUGGCCUCGGCCGGGGGCUUGGAGGUGCAGAGAGUGGGCCGGUCCCGAAGCCACAGCCACAACGUCUGCAGCACCUGGGGCGACUUCCACUACAAGACCUUUGACGGUGACAUCUUCCACUUCCCCGGCCUCUGUGACUACAACUUUGCCUCUGACUGCCGCGACUCCUACAAGGAGUUUGCUGUGCACCUGAAGCGGAGCCGGGGCAAGGAUGGCGGCCACCCCCAGGUGGAGUCCGUGCUGCUGACCAUCAAGGACGACACCAUCUACCUCACCCAACAGCUGGCCGUGGUGAACGGGGCCAUGGUCAGCACCCCACACUACAGCUCAGGCCUGCUCAUCGUGAAGAAUGACGCCUACACCAAAAUCUACUCCCGAGCCGGCCUCUCGCUCAUGUGGAACCGCGAGGAUGCGCUCAUGCUGGAGCUGGACAGCAGGUUCCACAACCACACCUGCGGGCUGUGCGGCGACUACAACGGGGAGCAGACCUACUCGGAAUUCCUGUCGGAAGGCAUACGCUUCAGCGCCAUCGAGUUUGGGAACAUGCAGAAGAUCAACAAGCCCGAGGUGGAGUGUGAGGACCCCGAGGAGGAGAAUGUGCCCAAGUCCUGCUCCCAGCACCGUACUGAGUGUGAGAGGCUGCUGACGGCCGAGGCCUUCGAGGACUGCCAGACCCGCGUGCCGCUGGAGCUGUAUGUGGAAUCCUGCGUGCACGACCGCUGCCAGUGCCCACAGGCUGACAGCUGCAUCUGCAGCACCGUGGCCGAGUUCUCCCGCCAGUGCUCCCACGCGGGCGGCCGGCCCGGAAACUGGAGGACAGCCUCGUUCUGUGCCAAGAGCUGCCCUGGCAACAUGGUGUACCUGGAGAGUGGCUCGCCCUGCAUGGACACCUGCUCCCACCUGGAGGUCAGCAGCCUGUGUGAGGAGCAUCCUAUGGAUGGCUGCUUCUGCCCUGAAGGCACUGUGUACGAUGACAUCACGGGCAGUGGCUGUGUCCCUGUCAGCCAGUGCCACUGCAAGCUCCACGGCCACCUGUACGCCCCGGGCCAGGAGGUCACCAAUGACUGUGAGCAGUGUGUCUGCAACGCCGGCCGCUGGGUGUGCGAGGACCUGCUGUGCCCUGGGACCUGUGCCCUGGAGGGUGGCUCCCACAUCACCACCUUUGAUGGGAAGAAGUUUACCUUCCAUGGGGACUGCUACUACGUCCUUGCCAAGGGUGACCACAACGACUCCUACGCCCUGCUGGGUGAGCUGGUCCCCUGCGGUGCCACGGACAAGCAGACCUGCCUGAAGACUGUAGUGCUACUGACAGACCGCAGGAAGAACGUGGUGGCCUUCAAGUCGGAUGGCAGCGUGCUGCUCAACGAGCUGCAGGUGACCCUGCCCCACGUGGCGGCCAGCUUCUCCAUCUUCCGGCCGUCCUCCUACCACAUCAUGGUGAACACGGUCCUCGGGCUGCGGCUGCAGGUCCAGCUGGUGCCCGUCAUGCAGCUCUUCGUGACGCUGGACCCGUCAGCCCAGGGGCAGGUGCAGGGCCUCUGCGGGAACUUCAACGGCCUGGAGAGUGACGACUUCAAGACGUCUUGUGGGUUGGUGGAGGCCACGGGUGCCAGCUUUGCCAACUCCUGGAAGGCGCAGUCGAGCUGCCAUGACAAACUGGACUGGCUGGACGACCCCUGCUCCCUCAACAUCGAGAGCGCCAACUACGCCGAGCACUGGUGCUCCCUCCUGAAGAAGAAGGAGACGCCCUUCAGCAGGUGCCACCUGGCCGUGGACCCCACCGAGUAUUACAAGAGGUGCAAGUACGACACGUGCAACUGUCAGAACAAUGAGGACUGCCUGUGCGCGGCCCUGUCUUCCUAUGCACGAGCCUGCGCUGCCAAGGGUGUCAUGCUGUGGGGCUGGAGGGAGCGCGUCUGCAACAAGGAUGUGGAUGCCUGCCCCAGCUCGCAGAUCUUCCUGUACAACCUGACCACCUGCCAGCAGACCUGCCGCUCGCUCUCUGAGGGCAACACCCACUGCCUGAAGGGCUUUGCGCCCGUGGACGGCUGUGGCUGCCCAGACCACACCUUCCUGGACCAGAAAGGCCGCUGUGUGCCCCGGGCCAAAUGCUCCUGCUACCACCACGGGCUCUACUUGGAGGCGGGAGAGGUGAUCCUGAGGCAGAAUGAGCGCUGCACUUGCCAGGAAGGGAGGCUGAACUGCAGGCUGAUCCAGCUGAUUGGUCAGAGCUGCAAGGCUCCAAAGAUUCUGGUGGACUGCAACAAUCUCACGUCCCUGGCCACCCGGAAGCCCCGUCCCAUCAGCUGCCAGACGCUGGUGGCUGGCUACUACCACACGGGCUGUGUCAGUGGCUGCGUGUGCCCCCACGGGCUGCUGGACGAUGGCCGUGGCGGCUGCGUGGUAGAGGAGGAGUGCCCGUGUGUCCACAACAAGGCCCUGUACCUGCCUGGGCACAAGAUCAAGUUGGACUGCAACAACACCUGCACCUGCCAGAGGGGACGCUGGGAGUGCACAAAGUUCGCAUGCCACGGCACCUGCUCCAUCUAUGGCAGCGGCCACUACGUCACUUUUGACGGGAGGCACUACGACUUUGACGGACACUGCUCCUACGUGGCUGUUCAGGACUACUGUGGCCAGAACUCCACAGGCUCCUUCAGCAUCGUCACCGAGAACGUCCCCUGCGGCACCACCGGUGUCACCUGCUCCAAGGCCAUCAAGAUCUUCUUGGGGAAGACUGAGCUGAAGCUGGAGGAGAAGCACCGCGAGGUGAUCCAGCUGGAGGAGGGCCACCACGCGGCCUACACCACGCGGGAGGUGGGCCAGUACCUGGUGGUGGAGGCCAGCACGGGCGUCAUCGUGAUCUGGGACAAGAAGACCACCGUCUUCAUCAAGCUGGCCCCCUCCUACAAGGGCUCCGUGUGUGGGCUGUGCGGGAACUUCGACGACCGCACCAGCAACGACUUCACCACGCGGGACCACAUGGUGGUGAGCGGCGAGCUGGACUUUGGGAACAGCUGGAAGGAGGCCUCCACCUGCCCGGACGUGACUGCCACCCCGGACCCCUGCAGCGUGAACCCGCACCGCCGCUCCUGGGCCGAGAAGCAGUGCAGCAUCAUCAAGAGCAGCGUGUUCGCUGUGUGCCACAGCAAGGUGGACCCCACGGUCUUCUACGAGGCCUGUGUGCACGACUCCUGCUCCUGCGACUCCGGCGGGGACUGUGAGUGCUUCUGCUCCGCCGUGGCCUCCUAUGCCCAGGAGUGCACCAAGGCAGAGGCCUGUGUGUUCUGGAGGACCCCGGAUCUGUGCCGCUGCUACCCCCGGUGCCCUAAGGACAGGCCCAUCUACGAUGAGGCCAGGAAGAGGUGUGUCACUGGUGACCAAUGUGGCUGCUAUGUGGAGGACAUCCCCUAUCUACCAGGAAAAUCGGUUCCCACCGAGGAGAUCUGCCAGACCUGUGUGUGCACCAACUCCUCCCAAGUGAGCUGCCAGUGGGACGUAGGGAAGAUCGUCAACUCUACCGAGGAUGGGCCCUUCUGCUUCUAUGAAUUCUGUGGUCCCAAUGGGACAGUGCAGGGAUACUUCAAUGUCUGCUCAACCACCACGCUAACUCCGUCCACCACACUGCACGUGUCCACCCUGACCACCUCCACCUCGGUCCCCACCACCCCCACCACCCCUCUCACCACCACCAUCACCCUCACGACCAGAGGAGAGCCGUGCUGCCUCUGGUCAGACUGGAUCAAUGAGGACCACCCUAGCAUCGGCACCGAUGGUGGUGAUCACGAGACUUUUAACAGUGUCUGCGCAACUCCCGAGGACAUUGAGUGCAGGUCGGCCACCGAGCCUCACCUCAGCUGGGAGGAGCUGGGCCAGAAAGUCCAAUGUAAUACCCCAACACCCACACCCACCACCACAACCACAGGGACCCCAGCCUCCACACUAGAGACCUCAACACCCACACCCACCACCACAGCCACAGAGACCACAACACCCACAUCCACCACCACAGAAACCCCAACACCCACGCCCACCACCAUAAUCACAGUGACCCCACCCAUCACAACAGAGACCUCAACAGCUACACCCACUACAACCACAGAGACCACAACACCCACACCCACUACUAUAACCACAGAGACCACAACACCCACUCCUAACCCCACCACAGUAACCAUGUUGACCCCCACAACCACACCAGAAACCUCUGCACCCACAUCCACCACCACAAGCACAAAGACCACAACACCCACAUCCACCACCACAAGCACAAAGACCACAACACCCACAUCCACCACCACAAGCACAGAGACCACAGCACCCACAUCCACUACUACAACCACAGAGACCACAACACCUACAUCCACCCCCACCAUAGUAACCACGUUGACCCCUACCACCACACCAGAAACCUCUACAACUACACCUACCACCACAACCACAGAGACCACAACACGCACACCCACUAUUACAAUCAUAGAGACCACAACACCUACACCCACCACCAUAAUCACGGUGACCCAAACCACCACACCAGAGACCUCCACACAUACACCUACCACCACAACCACAGAGACUACAGCAUCCACACGCACAACUACAGCCACAGUUACCACAACACCCACAUCCACUGCUACAACCACAGAGACCACAACACCCACCCCUACCCCCACCACAGAAACCACAUUGACCUCCACCACCUCACCAGAAACCUCUACACCCACAUCUACUACCACAGGCACAGAGACCACAACACCCACAUCCACCACCACAACCACAGAGACUCCAACACCCAAACCCACCACCAUAACCACAGCGACCCCAAACACCACACCAGAGACCUCAACACCCACAUCUACCACCACAACCACAGAGACUACAACACCCACAUCCACUACUACAACCACAGAGACCACAACACCCACCCCUACCCCCACCACAACACCCACCACCACAACCAUAGAGUCUACGGCCUCAACCCUGGGAUCCACCACUGUAAGCAUCCUCACCACCACACCUACCACCACAACCUCGGAGUCCACCACUCCUGCAUCUACUCCGGCCACGCCCACACCCCCUACUGUGACAAUGACCACUGCAGUGACCUCCACUCAGACCUUGACGGAGCCAUCCACACUACAGACCACACCGAUCCAGACUUCCAGCAGUGGCUGGAUGAGCAGUCCCCUCACCACUGUCUUGUGCUGCUUCUUGAAUGGCACCUACUAUGCACCAGGCGAGCUGGUGUACAAUGGGACCCAUGGGAACACCUGCUAUUAUGCAAACUGCUCCCUGGACUGUGAACUCCAGUUCUUCAACUGGUCCUGCCCUUCCACACCUUCUCCGACUCCCUCCACACCCUCCACGCCCUCCACGUCCACACCCACACCCUCCACAUCCACACCCACGCCCUCCAAGCCAACGUCCAGCACACCAGUCACCACCAAGCCUCUCGGGUGCCUAGACUUCACCCCUCCAAGAAAGGAGAAUGAGACCUGGUGGCUGUGUAACUGCACGAUGGCCAUCUGCAAGUACGACAACGUGGUGGAGAUCGUGGAGGUGGAGUGCAAGCCGCCGCCCAUGCCCACCUGCUCCAACGGCCUCAAGCCUGUGCAAGUCAUGGACCCUGAUGGCUGCUGCUGGCACUGGGAGUGUGACUGCUAUUGCACAGGCUGGGGGGACCCGCACUACGUCACCUUCGAUGGGCUGUACUACAGCUACCAGGGCAACUGCACCUAUGUGCUAGUGGAGGAGAUCACCUCCACAGUGGACAACUUCGGUGUCUACAUCGACAACUACCACUGUGAUGUCAACGACAAGGUGUCCUGCCCCCGCACGCUCAUCGUGCACCACGAGACCCAGGAGGUGCUGAUCAAAACUCUGCAGAUGACUCCCAUAAAGGUGCAGGUGCAGGUCAACAAGCAGGCGGUGGCCCUGCCCUACAAGAAGUACGGGCUGAAGGUGUACGAGUCAGGCAUCAACUUCCUGGUGGACAUCCCUGAGCUCGGCGCCGUCAUCUCCUACAACGGCCUGUCCUUCUCCAUCAGGCUGCCCUACCAGCGCUUCGGCAACAACACCAAGGGCCAGUGUGGCACCUGCACCAACAGCACGGCAGACGACUGUGUGCUGCCCAGCGGGGAGAUCACCUCCAACUGCGAGCUGGCCGCUGACCAGUGGGUGGUGAAUGACCCCUCCAAGCCACGCUGCCCACACGCCGACUUUACCACCCAGCGCCCGGCUGUCAGGACGACUCCGUCCACGGGCAGCACUCCGUCUCCCAUCUGCCAGCUCAUCAAGGACAGCUUGUUUGCCGAGUGCCACCCGUGGGUGCCCCCCCAGCACUACUACGAGGCCUGCAUAUUCGACAGCCGCUUCAUUCCGAACUCUGGCAUUGAGUGCACCAGCGUGCAGGCCUACGCGACCCUCUGCUCCCAGGAGGGGUUCUGCGUGGACUGGCGGCGCCACACUAACGGGUCCUGCGCUAUGGCGUGCCACGAUCACAAGCAGUACCAGGCCUGCAGGCCCGCAGAGGAGCCCACCUGCAAGUCAAGCGCCCCACAGAACUCCUCCAUCCUGGUGGAAGGCUGCUUCUGUCCUGAAGGCACUACAAAAUACGCCCCUGGCUAUGACGUCUGUGUGAAGACAUGCGGCUGUGUGGGACCAGACAAUGUGCCCAGAGAGUUUGGGGAGUACUUUGUCUUCGACUGCAAGGACUGUGUCUGCCUGGAGGGUGGCAGCGGCAUCGCCUGCCAGCCCAAGAAGUGCAGCCGGGAGGCCCCGCCCACGUGCAUGGAGGAUGGCACCUACCUGGUCACCGAGGUCAACCCGGCCGACACCUGCUGCAACAUCUCCUCGUGCAAGUGCAACGCCAGCCUGUGCAAAAACAAGGCCCCUUCAUGCCCACUGGGCUUUGAGGUGAACAGCAAGAUGGUUCCCGGGCAGUGCUGCCCAGUCUACUCCUGUGAGCCCAAGCGGGUGUGCGUGCACAAGAACGCAGAGUACCAGCCGGGAUCCCCAGUGUACUCCUCCAAGUGCCAGGACUGCGUGUGCACCCACGAAGUCAACCACAGCAGCCAGCUCAACAUCAUCAGCUGCACCCACGUGCCCUGCAACGUCUCCUGCGACCCUGGCUUCGAGCCUGUGGAGGCCCCUGGUGAGUGCUGCAGGAAAUGCCAGCAGACCCACUGCAUCAUCAGCAUACCCGGUGGCCAGCCGGUCGUCCUGAAGCCUGGGGAUGCCGAGAGUAGCCCUAGCAACAAGUGCACCUUCUUCAGCUGCAUGAAGCUCCACAACCAGCUCAUCUCUUCCGUCUCCAACAUCACUUGCCCCGACUUCGACCCCAGCAGCUGCGUCCCGGGCUCCAUCACAUUCAUGCCCGACGGGUGCUGCCGGAGAUGCAUCCCUCUGAAUGAGACCAGGGUGCCCUGCUCCACCAUCCCGAUCGUCAAGGAAAUUUCCCACGCCGGCUGCGCCAAGAACGUCACCACCAACUACUGCUCCGGGUCCUGCCAGACGUUUUCCAUGUACUCCGCCAAGGCGCAGACCCUGGACCAUCGCUGCUCCUGCUGCAAGGAGGGGAGGACCGCCGAGCUCCAGGUGGUCCUGGACUGUCCCAACGGAGGCUCGCUGCCCCACAGCUACACGCACAUCGAGACCUGCACGUGCCAGGACAGCGUGUGCGAGCUCCCGGAGGCCCAGCGGACCCGUGCGCGGCGCGCCAGCCCCCGGCUUCUGGGCAGGGCAUAAGCAGCCGUGCCUGCCUGCGUCCUGCCGGCCCGCCUCACCCGCCGGCCCUGAGCUUCCUCCCCCUCUGCUUGUUUCCUCUCUGCAGAUAUUUAUUUUCUGAGUCUGUCCGAUCUUCUGCUUUCUGAUAAUAAACUCACGCA
This is a messenger RNA of Chinchilla lanigera (long-tailed chinchilla), 7928 nucleotides long. RefSeq names its product mucin 2, oligomeric mucus/gel-forming (gene Muc2). The coding region runs from base 1 to 7788 and encodes 2595 amino acids. Gene Ontology annotation, molecular function: protein binding. The record is from RefSeq and is a predicted model, not a curated record. The transcript has 48 exons. Gene Ontology annotation, cellular component: extracellular matrix. Lineage: Eukaryota; Metazoa; Chordata; Mammalia; Rodentia; Chinchillidae.